Messenger RNA from Mandrillus leucophaeus (drill), 2284 nucleotides. RefSeq names its product chondroitin polymerizing factor (gene CHPF). Gene Ontology annotation, cellular component: Golgi cisterna membrane. Lineage: Eukaryota; Metazoa; Chordata; Mammalia; Primates; Cercopithecidae. Gene Ontology annotation, molecular function: glucuronosyl-N-acetylgalactosaminyl-proteoglycan 4-beta-N-acetylgalactosaminyltransferase activity. The transcript is spliced from 3 exons. The record is from RefSeq and is a predicted model, not a curated record. The coding region runs from base 9 to 1850 and encodes 613 amino acids.
CACCUGGCAUGGCGGUGGUGACGCUGGGCGAGGAGCGACCCAUCGGGCACCUGCACCUGGCGCUGCGCCACCUGCUGGAGCAGCACGGCGACGACUUUGACUGGUUCUUCCUGGUGCCUGACACCACCUACACCGAGGCGCACGGCCUGGCCCGCCUAACUGGCCACCUCAGCCUGGCCUCCGCCGCCCACCUGUACCUGGGCCGGCCCCAGGACUUCAUCGGCGGAGAGCCCACCCCCGGCCGCUACUGCCACGGAGGCUUUGGGGUGCUGCUCUCGCGCAUGCUGCUGCAGCAGCUGCGCCCCCACCUGGAAGGCUGCCGCAACGACAUCGUCAGUGCGCGCCCUGAUGAGUGGCUGGGUCGCUGCAUUCUCGAUGCCACCGGGGUGGGCUGCACUGGUGACCAUGAGGGGGUACACUAUAGCCAUCUGGAGCUGAGCCCUGGGGAGCCAGUGCAGGAGGGGGACCUUCGUUUCCGAAGUGCCCUGACAGCCCACCCUGUGCGUGACCCUGUGCACAUGUACCAGCUGCACAAGGCUUUCGCCCGAGCUGAACUGGAACGCACAUACCAGGAGAUCCAGGAGUUACAGUGGGAGAUCCAGAAUACCAGCCGUCUGGCCGUUGAUGGUGACCGGGCAGCUGCCUGGCCUGUGGGCAUUCCAGCACCAUCCCGCCCGGCCUCCCGCUUUGAGGUGCUGCGCUGGGACUAUUUCACGGAGCAGCACGCUUUCUCCUGCGCCGAUGGCUCACCCCGCUGCCCACUGCGUGGGGCUGAUCGGGCUGAUGUGGCUGAUGUUCUGGGGACAGCUCUAGAGGAGCUCAACCGCCGCUACCACCCGGCCUUGCGGCUCCAGAAGCAGCAACUGGUGAAUGGCUACCGACGCUUUGAUCCAGCCCGGGGUAUGGAAUACACACUGGACUUGCAACUGGAGGCACUGACCCCCCAGGGAGGCCGCCGGCCCCUCACUCGCCGAGUACAGCUGCUCCGGCCGCUGAGCCGCGUGGAGAUCUUGCCUGUGCCCUAUGUCACUGAGGCCUCACGUCUCACUGUGCUCCUGCCUCUAGCUGCGGCUGAGCGUGACCUGGCCCCUGGCUUCCUGGAGGCCUUUGCCACUGCAGCACUGGAGCCUGGUGAUGCUGCGGCAGCCCUGACCCUGCUGCUACUGUAUGAGCCGCGCCAGGCCCAGCGCGCAGCCCACGCAGAUGUCUUCGCACCUGUCAAGGCCCACGUGGCAGAGCUGGAGCGGCGUUUCCCCGGCGCCCGGGUGCCAUGGCUCAGUGUUCAGACAGCCGCACCCUCACCACUGCGCCUCAUGGAUCUACUCUCCAAGAAGCACCCACUGGACACACUGUUCCUGCUGGCCGGGCCAGACACGGUGCUCACGCCUGACUUCCUGAACCGCUGCCGCAUGCAUGCCAUCUCCGGCUGGCAGGCCUUCUUUCCCAUGCACUUCCAAGCCUUCCACCCAGCUGUGGCCCCACCACAAGGGCCUGGGCCCCCAGAGCUGGGCCGUGACACUGGCCGCUUUGAUCGCCAGGCAGCCAGCGAGGCCUGCUUCUACAACUCCGACUACGUGGCAGCCCGUGGUCGCCUGGCGGCAGCCUCAGAACAAGAAGAGGAGCUGCUGGAGAGCCUGGACGUGUACGAGCUGUUCCUCCACUUCUCCAGUCUGCAUGUGCUGCGGGCAGUGGAGCCGGCGCUGCUGCAGCGCUACCGGGCCCAGACAUGCAGCGCGAGGCUCAGUGAGGACCUAUACCACCGCUGCCGCCAGAGUGUGCUUGAGGGCCUCGGAUCCCGAACCCAGCUGGCCAUGCUACUCUUUGAGCAGGAGCAGGGCAACAGCACCUGACCCCACCUGUCCCCAUGGGCCAUGGCAUGGCCACACCCCACCCCACUCCUCCCCCAAAACCAGAGCCACCUGCCAGCCUCGCUGGGCAGGGCUGGCCAUAGCCAGACCCCAAGCUGGCCCGCUGGUCCCCUCUCUGGCUUUGUGGGUCCCUGGGCUCUGGACAAGCACUGGGGGAGGUGCCCCCAGAGCCACCCACUUCUUGCCCCAAACCCAGUUUCCUUGCCCCCUGACGCUGCUGAUUUGGGCUGUGGCCUCCACAUAUUUAUGCAGUACAGUCUGCCUGACGCCAGCCCUGCCUCUGGGCCCUGGGGGCUGGGCUGUAGAAGAGUUGUUAGGGAAGCAGGGAGCUGAGGAGGGGCAUCUCCCAACUUCUCCCUUUUGGACCCUGCUGAAGCUCCCUGCCUUUAAUAAACUGGCCAAGUGUGGACUCGUGA